This is a messenger RNA of Lactuca saligna, 537 nucleotides long. The record is from the annotation of a GenBank genome assembly. NCBI's taxonomy places the organism in Eukaryota, Viridiplantae, Streptophyta, Magnoliopsida, Asterales, Asteraceae.
AUGAAUAGGUCUUCUCCACAGCCUCCUGCAGCUUCAGCUAAUGGUGUUGGAUUGGAAAACCCUUUAACAUCUCAGAAACAACAAACACCACAAGGCCAACCACACCCAGGCUUUACAAAGCAGCAACUACAUGUUCUCAAAGCCCAGAUUCGAGCUUUCAGGCGUAUAAAGAAGGGUAAAAUGUUCAGUUACUCAUUUUCCGACGGUUCAUUCAGUACAACACUUUAUUCAGAUAUAAUCAUUUCUGCACUAGGCUACUUGAUGCUGGGAACUUUUAUUUAUGUGCUUAUCGUUGAUGGAUCUACAUUCAAUGCCAAUGUAUUAUCAAGGUAUGAAAAGCUGCAACGGUGGGAUGAUGCCCUUAAAGCAUACACUGCAAAAUCUGCUCAAGCAACAAGUCAACGUCUUAUCUUGGAUGCUACACUAGGUAACUCAUAUUGUAGUGUAUUUAUUCCAAAUCCCAAAUUCUUUGGAUGGAGAAAAGGGUCACAAGAAUUAUCGGAGCAGGGGUUCAAUAUUAGUCUUAAAGAAGUAUGA